AGACCUUCUCUUCUCCAGCUAUUUGGGACAGGAAUUGGACGUACUCUCCCAUUAGGGGAAAGUAGAAACCAUUUUAAGUGCUUUCUUGUCCUCCAAAACUCCCUCACCAAGAGGGCUUUGAGUUGUUUGUACUGCUAACAAUCACCAUGAAGUGGACAUGGGUGUUUUUAGGGUUCUACUUCCUCUCUUUGGGAGCACUGUCUUUGGGAGAGAAGGGCUUGGAGAUCCCCGAGUAUGACGGCAAAGACCGUGUCCAUACCCUCAUUGCCAAGAACUACAAGUCCAUCAUGAGGAAGUACGACGUAAUGGUGAUCUACUACCACAAAAAUGUGGAUGGGAAUCGAAGCGCCAUGAAGCAGCUUCAGAUAGAGGAACUGGCUUUGGAGCUUGCGGCCCAAGUUCUGGAUGAGUUCGAAGACGAGGACAUCGGGUUUGGUCUGGUGGAUGAAAAGAAGGCCUCUGCUGUUGCCAAGAAGCUGGGUCUGGAUGAAGUCGACAGCAUCUACAUCUUUGCAGACAAUGAAAUAAUUGAGUACGAUGGAGAGCUAGCUGCAGAUACCAUUGUUGAGUUCCUGUACGAUGUGAUUGAAGACCCUGUGGAGAUCAUCGACAACGACCGAGAGCUGAAGGGUUUCUACAACAUGGAUGAUAUCAUCAAACUGGUCGGCUACUUCAAGAGCGAGAGAUCUUCCCACUUUAUAGAGUAUGAUGACGCAGCUGAAGAGUUCCAUCCCUUCGUCAAAUUCUUUGCAACAUUUGACCCUAAGAUUGCCAAAAAGCUAAAGCUGAAGAUGAAUGAAGUGGAUUUCUACGAACCCUUCAUGGGAGAACCCGUCACCAUUCCAGGAAAGCCUUACAUCGAGUCUGAGAUCGUUGAAUACAUCGAACAGCAUGACAGACCGACUUUGAGGAAGCUCCAACCACACAGCAUGUAUGAGAUCUGGGAAGACGAUAUCAACGGAGAGCACAUAGUCGCUUUUGCUGAAGAGGAUGAUCCAGAUGGUUUUGAGUUUCUGGAGAUCCUGAAGGAAGUAGCGCGCGACAACACAGAUGACCCCAACCUCAGCAUCAUUUGGAUCGACCCAGACAAUUUCCCCCUGCUGGUUCCAUACUGGGAGAGAACCUUUGGCAUUGACCUUUCGUCUCCUCAGAUUGGAGUCGUCGACGUUAAGGACGCUGACAGCGUGUGGAUGGACAUGGAUGAUCAGGACGACAUGCCGACGGCUGAAGAGCUGGAGCAGUGGAUAGAGGAUGUUCUGUCUGGAAAGAUCGAUCCUGAUGAUGAUGAUGAAGAUGACGACGAUGAUGAAUACGACGACGACGACGAUGAUGACGACAAUGAUGAAGACGACGAUGAUGAAGACGACGAUGAUGAAGAUGACGACGAUGAUGAAGAUGACGACGAUGAUGACGACGAUGAUGACGACGACGAUGAAGACGACGACGAUGAAGACGACAACGACGAUGAAGACGACAACGACGAUGAAGACAAUGAUGAAUAAUUAAUGUUUUCGUCACUUUGCC
Messenger RNA from Poecilia reticulata (guppy), 1524 nucleotides. NCBI's taxonomy places the organism in Eukaryota, Metazoa, Chordata, Actinopteri, Cyprinodontiformes, Poeciliidae. The record is from RefSeq and is a predicted model, not a curated record.